Messenger RNA from Aureobasidium vineae, 1023 nucleotides. The record is from the annotation of a GenBank genome assembly. NCBI's taxonomy places the organism in Eukaryota, Fungi, Ascomycota, Dothideomycetes, Dothideales, Saccotheciaceae.
AUGUCGACUCAAACAACAACACAAAUCUCGGUAGCUGAACAGCUCCGUCUGAAAGCCAGCAACAGCCCUGUCAACGACUGGCAGGCCGAUCUGGCUAGAGAUGGUUAUGCCGUGGUCAAAGGCGCCGUCGCAAAGGAAAAGGCUGCCGAAUACGCCCAGCGCAUGUACCAAUAUCUCGAGGACUUGUAUUNNAACCUCGGUUUCGACAGAAACGAUCGCUCCACAUGGAUUGCUCAACACUUACCUGAGAUCAACAACAAGGGUAUGUGCCUCGACUACGCCAUUGCACAUGAAGACUUCGUUUGGGAGAUUCGGUCGGAGCCUGGCGUCGUCGGAGCAUUCGAACAAUGGUUGAAGACCGAAGACCUGAUCGUCUCUUUCGAUGCUGUCAAUUUCGGCCUGACUGGUCGCAAGGACUUGGCUCCCAACACGCCAUGGCCCCACCAGGACCAAGACCCCACCAAGAAUGGUUUCCGCUGCUUGCAAGGUCUUGUAAACAUCCUCCCCAACGGACCUGACGACGGUGGUCUCAUUGUGUGCAAGGGUGCCCAUCUGUACAGCGAGCAAUUCCACCAAGAAGUUGGAUUUCCCGAGAAGGAACGCAACGAGCACAUUCCUGCCUGGAACCCCGAGUGGUAUGGCUUCACCGACAAUGGAAUGAAGUGGUUCGAGGAGAAAGGUCUUGAAUGGGUGAAGGUAUCUGCAGAGCCAGGUGACCUUUUGCUCUGGGACUCUCGAGUACCACACUACAACCUCAGCUCUACCACAGAUCAGAAUCGCUUCUGUGUGUACACUUGUUACAUGCCCGUUGCCGACGCAACUGAAGAGGAUUUGAAGCGCAAGAAGGUCGCUUUCGAGGGUUGGUUCGGCACCACCCACUGGCCCAACUGCCAGGUUACAGGAAGAAACCAAGCCAAGAGAAACGGUGAGCUUGAUCCUUACAACAGAACCGAGCCUGUCAACAAGCCUCAGUUGAGUGAGCGCGCAUAUCGUCUCACGGGUAUUCCUUACAUCAAAGCAUAG